AGACGAGCUCGAUCGGCGCUCUGCGCUAUCACGGCUCGUCGCGCACGUGCGGGGCUGCCCCGCGACAUCACAUUCGUGGAGCCGAUCGAGUGGUGUUGCGUGCAGCAACGCCUGCGAGCCGUUAUAGAUGGAAAAAGCAGCAGUGGACCUCGCAAAGCAGCAUGGCCCGUACUACUACGCGCAUGCGGCGAAGGCCUGGGAGGUACCCGAGGAUGCAAAGACCAUAAGCGGUGAGGGCCUGACGCACACUGGCCAGGGCCCGCGGCGCCUCGACGGCGCCGCCGCGACCGUGGCCGACGCGCCCGCUGAUGAAUCGAUGGAGGGGUUGCGUGCAGAAGUGGCGCGGCUGCGGGCGCGGCUCGCCGACGCGGCGCGCGUGCGGCGGCCGGAGACGAGUCCACUGAAAAAGUACGCGUUCGCCGACGGCGAGGAGACGUGCAAAAUUUACAUCGAGUUCGCGGCGGGCGAGCUGCGCGCGCGCCGGACGGAGGAGGACGGGUCGGCGCGCCAUUGCCUCGACGCGGGCGUCGUGGCGUCGUUCGAACGGCGCCGGGUACGCGUCGUCGUCGUCGUGCCGGACGCCGCGGGAGACGACUCUCGCCGGGAGUUCGCUGUGAACCUGGCGUGCGACAUCGUCCCGAAACACUGCUCCUACAAGGUCGUCGCGGAGAAAAACCGCGUCGUCGUCUCGCUGCGCAAGGCCGAGGCGGUGCCCUGGCCGACGCUCGCCUGCGCCGCGCCCUAGCUCGUUGUUAAGUCACA
Messenger RNA from Pelagomonas calceolata, 762 nucleotides. NCBI's taxonomy places the organism in Eukaryota, Pelagophyceae, Pelagomonadales, Pelagomonadaceae. The record is from the annotation of a GenBank genome assembly.